This is a messenger RNA of Drechmeria coniospora, 1857 nucleotides long. Its product is annotated as flavocytochrome c. Lineage: Eukaryota; Fungi; Ascomycota; Sordariomycetes; Hypocreales; Ophiocordycipitaceae. Bases 1 to 1857 code for a protein of 618 amino acids. The record is from RefSeq and is a predicted model, not a curated record. The transcript has 4 exons. Gene Ontology annotation, molecular function: oxidoreductase activity; FMN binding.
AUGGCUCCGAGAGUGAUUGUCGUUGGCGGUGGCCUCUCGGGCUUGAGUGCUGCGCAUACCAUCUACCUCGCCGGCGGCAACGUCGUCGUCCUCGACAAGCAGGGCUUCUUCGGUGGCAACUCCACCAAGGCCACCUCAGGCAUCAACGGUGCCCUGACCAGGACGCAGGUCGAGCACGGCAUCCCCGACAGCGUCAAGCAGUUCUACGAUGAUACCCUAAAGUCGGCCCGCGACAAGGCCCGCCCCGACCUCAUCAAGGUCCUCACCUACAAGUCCGCCGCCGCCGUCGAGUGGCUGCAGGACGAGUUCAACCUCGACCUCACCCUCGUCUCGCGGUUGGGCGGCCACUCGCAGCCCCGGACGCACCGCGGCCACGACGCCAAGUUCCCCGGCAUGGCCAUCACCUACGCCCUCAUGCAGCGUCUUGAGGAGCUGGCCGAGGCCGAGCCCGGCCGCGUCGAGAUCAUCAAGAAGGCGCGCGUCACGAGCCUCAACAAGCAGGGCAACCACGUCACCGGCGUCACCUUCGAGUACGACGGCGAGUCCCGGUCGCUCGACGGCCCCGUCGUCCUCGCCACCGGCGGCUACGCCGCCGACUUUGGCGAGGGCUCCCUCCUGAAGCAGCACCGCCCCGACACCUUCGGCCUCGCCACGACCAACGGCACCCACGCCACCGGCGACGGCCAGAAGAUGGUCAUGGCCAUCGGCGGCAACGGCAUCGACAUGGACAAGGUCCAGGUCCACCCCACCGGCCUCGUCGACCCCAAGGACCCCGGCUCCAAGUGGAAGUUCCUCGCCGCCGAGGCCCUCCGUGGCGAGGGCGGCCUGCUGCUCAACGCCGACGGCGACCGCUUCUGCGACGAGCUCGGCCACCGCGACUACGUCUCGGGCAUGAUGUGGAAGGAGAAGGAGAAGAGCAAGUUCCCCAUCCGCCUCGUCCUCAACUCCAAGGCCUCCAAGGUUCUCGACUUCCACACGCGCCACUACUCUGGCCGUGGCCUCAUGAAGAAGAUGACGGGUAAGGAGCUGGCCAGGGAGAUCGGCUGCACCCCCGAGCACCUCCAGAAGACCUUCACCACCUACAACGCCAUCGCCGACGGCAAGCAAAAGGACCCCUGGGGCAAGAAGUUCUUCCACAACAUGCCCCUCGACGUCGACGACGACUUCCACGUCUCCGUCAUGGAGCCCGUCCUGCACUUCACCAUGGGCGGCAUCGAGAUCAACGACAAGGCCCAGGUGCUGAACCAGGACCAGCAGCCCUUCGACGGCCUCUUCGCCUGCGGCGAGCUGGCCGGCGGCGUCCACGGCGCCAACCGUCUCGGCGGCUCCUCGCUGCUCGGCUGCGUCGUCUACGGCCGCGUCGCCGGCGACACGGCCAGCAACUACCUCUUCCAGCGCGCCCUCCAGGGCACCGGCGCGUCGGCCGCCGAGCGUCUCGGCCAGAUAUCGCUCCACCUCGAUCCCGCCGCGCCCAACCGCGUCACCGUCGAGUGGGCCAACGGUGGCCAGGCCGCCCAGCUCUCGACGCCGACCGCGACGCCCGCCGCGCCCGCCGCCCAGGCCGCCAAGGCCGCCGGCACCAAGGCCUUCCAGAUCCCCGACAAGGAGUUCACCAUGGAGGAGGUCGCCAAGCACAACCAGAAGGGCGACCUCUGGGUCGUCGUCAAGGGCGUCGUCAUGGACCUCACCAACUGGCUCGAGGAGCACCCCGGCGGCCCCAACGCCAUCAUGAACUUCAUGGGCCGCGACGCGACCGAGGAGUUUGAGAUGCUGCACGACGACGAGGUUAUCCCCAAGUACGCCCCGGAUCAGGUCAUCGGCCGCGUCAAGGGCCAGAAGGUCACCCUCGAGCUGUAG